Molecule: messenger RNA, 1059 nt
Organism: Penicillium verrucosum
Lineage: Eukaryota; Fungi; Ascomycota; Eurotiomycetes; Eurotiales; Aspergillaceae
Exons: 4
Coding region: 1-1059 (352 amino acids)
Source: RefSeq, a predicted model, not a curated record
AUGAGUAUCUCAUUCCGCGCGCUGUUGGCUCUAGUAGCCCUUUCUUCUAUAUCACUCGCUAAUGAAAUCGGUUAUUUCGAUUCAUCCUCCUGCGCCGAUCCGAAGGGCUUCGCAACCUGCUACGAGAAUGCAGACACCAUGUACUCAAACUGUGUAAACAAAAAUUGCGCUGGGGGAGGUGAAUCAUGCUACAACUCAUGUGGUGGAAGCACAUCCUGCAUGAACGAGCAAUGUCCUGGCCUAGGAAUCGACUGCAUCAAUGCUUGCCAGAGUUGUUGGAAUCGGGUCUACUCUUGCGAGUAUCAAGCUACAGUCCUAGACUACCUCAGCUUCUGUCGCAAACCUGACCGCGAUGGAUUACCGUACUGGCCAACACCGGACGAUACCCCUGAUUCCUGUUCCUGCAACCUCGGUCAAAUCGACCAAAAAGAAUCUUUGAUUACCAAUCAGAUGGAAGAGUGUUCGAAUAACCAGACGAAUAUCGGUCAAAUGAUAACCGACGCUGAUGCGAUGAUUGAGUACGGUCAGGCAUGUGCCUGCUGUGCAUUUAGUGCUUAUAUCUCUGCUAUCUGGGGUACCUGUCCUGACACUCAGCCCUCCCUACUCGCUGCAGAUGAAUGGUUUGCUGGCGUUCUCAAUCCCGGUCACUGGGAAGAAUGCGGACCCUACCUCGAGAAGUAUGAUUGCGCCGGUGAUCUGGGCUAUGGUCGUGCCGACGCUGGUGGAAUCGCCAAAUUCUACCCUCCUAGCAACCUGCCGCCCAAUGGCACGAAAUCCUUGUAUAAUAUGGACGGCAUUAUCUCCACACCUGUCAGUGGCAAUGUUUUAACAUGGACCUUGGAUUCAACAUUGGUGCAUACUGUCACUGUAUCUUCGGCAGAUGCUACUGUCACCGGUACAAAAGCGAGUGGAGGAACUGAUAGUACUGCAAGUACUGCAAAGAAUACUGCGUCUGGUGCGGCGGAGAGUGACGUAAAGCCUGGCAUGGGGUCUAUUUCGAUAGUUCCCUCCUGGGCCAUCGCCGGCAUUGCUGGUAUCUUGAUUUUAUCGACUUUGUGA